CUGUCACUAAAAUUUAUUUCGAUCAUGGUAGAGGACAAUAUCUCGCUGGAAGCAGCCACACGGCGGUACAAAGAGUCAAUCUCGAGAUUUGCUGCUAUCCGGUAUGCAGUGGGAUACUAUAUAUUGCACUAUUUCAUCAUCAUCGCCAAUAAUGUACUUGCUGUCAAAGAGAGGUUCAUAUCGUCCGCACAUCCACCUACAGUUGUCAAAAAAUAUGCUUGUCUACCAGAACUACACAUAAGGAUUUUCUACCCAAAAGAAUUCAACGCACAAUCUCAGAGGAAACUCCCUACCAUUCUCAGUAUCCAUGGCGGCGGUUUCGUUAUGGGUAACCCUCGCGACGAUGAUCUGUUCAACUAUAACUUUGCAAACAUGCAUUCAGUUCUGGUCGUUGCACUCAACUACAGAAAAGCCCCUCGCGUUCGUUUCCCAACACCAAUUUAUGAUCUGGAGCAACUUAUCUUCGCCGCCUUAUCUGACUCUUCCCUGCCCAUCGAUAAGGAUCGUGUUGCUCUGAUGGGCUCUUCUGCCGGUGGAAACCUGGCGCUCUCCGUAUCUACACUACCCAGCAUGUGUGGCAGUGGAGACGGCGUCAGGCGGAUCAAGACCGUGAUCCCAAUGUAUCCUGUGGUUGAUAUGUCUGUAACACAAAAGUACAAAAUGCAGACGAGGCAGUAUAAACCAUCGCUUGGGGGCUUCCGCGCGAAACCUGUUGACUUUCUUGCUCGACUUUCCCCAGUCUUUGAUGCAGCUUACAAACUCGCUGGACAAGACUUGCAAGAUCCUCUUCUCAGUCCCAUUUACGCACCCAAAGAACAACUGCCGCCAAAUAUAUUUGUACUUGCUGAUGAGCUUGACAUGCUCGCAAAUGAAGCCUGGAGAAUGAUUUGCGGUCUGUCAGACCAUCCAACCGAGGAGCAGGCUGUUGGUCGGAGUCAUGUUGGCCCACCAGGGAAGCUAAUUCUCGACGACGAGAAGUUCUCGUUUGAAGUGAAGAAACAUGAUGGAAACUACAGAUGGUUGUUGAUCCCAGAUCAAAUUCACGGUUACGACCACUACGAUUCAUUGCAGUUGUUACAUGGAGAUAAGGAGCUGUCAAAAGAUGCGGAGCUGAAGACCAGAGAAGCUCAAAAGUUGAUUGGGAGGUGGCUUUUUGAGGGUCCAUUUGCAUAA
Messenger RNA from Fusarium venenatum, 1173 nucleotides. Its product is annotated as Alpha/Beta hydrolase protein. The record is from RefSeq and is a predicted model, not a curated record. Gene Ontology annotation, molecular function: hydrolase activity. Lineage: Eukaryota; Fungi; Ascomycota; Sordariomycetes; Hypocreales; Nectriaceae.